Necator americanus (New World hookworm) is the source of this 948-nucleotide messenger RNA. RefSeq lists its product as uncharacterized. Bases 1 to 948 code for a protein of 315 amino acids. NCBI's taxonomy places the organism in Eukaryota, Metazoa, Nematoda, Chromadorea, Rhabditida, Ancylostomatidae. The transcript has 11 exons. The record is from RefSeq and is a predicted model, not a curated record.
AUGGUGGCGUACUCCCCAUCGUUGGUGGGCAAGAAACGUGCUGGCUAUGCCAAAACGACAUCAUCGGACACUGCUCUACUGUUCUUCGCAUGGCGACCGAGUGCUGCAAUGUACAAAGCGCAUGCGAGGAACGCCUUCGACACAGAUUCAAGACUUGGUCAAGAAGUCCUCAAGAAAGAAUAUCAACGAAAAAGGCGACUCGAACGAAGGAUUAAGUUGCUUACAAAUUAUUCCUUCCCUCCAUCUUCUGUCCUGUACUGGAAAUUUCAUGUGAAUCAUCGGACCGCCUCCCUACCACUAUUGGUCAAUUUCGCUACGGAAGGCGAAUGCACAUGGGCAUCGACACGAUUUUUGAAGUUUUCCGAAGAAGCAGUCGUUUGUUCGAACAUAUUAUCUGAAUCGGUGUGCACUGCACUAUACGGGGCCGGAGUCGUAGCCCACAGCAACGAUCCUGAUAGGGUCGCCAACUGUUAUAAGACCGCGGCUAGGGACGAAGAUUUGGUGCAGGCCGCUAUAAGCACGUGUCCACGUACGUGUGGUUAUUGCUGCCUCACUCCUGAGUACAAUUGCCAAAACAAACAAUAUCCUCGCAUCAGAUGCGAAUUCAUCACUCGAGUGAUGUGUAACGACCCCUUUUGGAGGAAUAUCAUCCAAGAAGAUUGUCCUAAUAAAUGUGGAUUCUGUAAUACAGGCAAUUGCACCGAUCUAAUACCGAACUGCGCUAAGGAUAUAUCAAUCUGUAGAAAUGUGGACAUGCAAGCGUUCGUGAAGGAAUACUGCAAGAGGACGUGCAAUUAUUGCUCGGAGACAGGUUCGAACACAGUUUCCACUCCUUGUGGAUCGGAUCCGAAUUGUGUAAACUGGGUAAGAAACGGAUUCUGCAACAGCGCUUUCUACACCGUGGAGCAGAAGAAGCGAUACUGUGGGAAACCUUGCUUAUUGUGCUAA